AUGUCGUACAAAGCGCCCGUGGAAGCGCAGGACACGCCCGGGGAACGUGUGGUGACGACACUGGUGGGGAGACAGGCCGUCCUCCCGUGCGACCACAACGGCGGAGCCGGCAAUGUUUCCCUCAUCAUAUGGACUAAAGGGAGCGACAUCAUCACACAGGUGGCGCUUCAGAACGAUGUGACCUUUGUGGCGCCCUGGGGCCCCUUUGCCACUCGGUUGGGGCUAACAGACGACAUCAACCUGCAGGUCGAGAACGCCCGACUGGAGGACGAGGGUCACUACCAGUGUGCCGUCACACUGUCGCCCACCAACAGGCAGGGCGUGGCGGAGGUGCACCUGUACGUUUACGCCCAGCCAGAAGCGCCGGUUAUAACCGGCAGACUGGACGGUGACAGCGUGGACCCGGACGGUAACAUGAUCCCUCCGGGGAUGAACCUGACCCUGGUCUGCAGCAGCAGCGGUGGUACACCCCCCGCUAACCUGACAUGGUACAGGCAGGGUAAGAAGGUGGUGGAUGACGUAAUUAGUUACCAUGACAACAGCACCGGCGAUGACGUCACCUCCGUGUCUGAGCUGCUGGUCCAGCUGACGGAAGAUGACGACAUGGACGUGAUGACGUGUACAUCCUGGGGCCCUGAACCAAUCAAAAGACAAUCCACGUCAAUCACAUUACGGGUUGGCUUUUACGAUCCCCAACAGCAAACCAUCAGGUAUGUGUCGUGGUCGCUGAUUGGUGGAGGAGUGUCCGGGGCUCUGAUUGUCCUCCUCAUCCUUGUUGUCAUAGCAACGACGACGGGCAAGACGUCGGAUCGGCGGCCACGAACAAGCGACAAUUUCACAAACCUAGAGGCAGCAGACAGAAUGCCUAUCGGCAUGAAUGGCCAUAGUACUGUGCAGGCUAACAACUUAGAGGAAGAGAAGGAGAAGGACCACGUGACAGAAUCGACCAAUGAGACGCAGGACCCAAAGCCAAACGCUGUGCAGAGUGUGACGCUUGACGGACCAACUGGCGAGGCGCCCCAAGAGGAAACGAACAUUCCUGAUAUCACUGUGUCUGAGUUCUUGUAGCUAUACAACUAAGGAAGUUAAAAGGGUUUUCCAGCUAGGGUUUUGUCUAUAACGUUAGUGAGAUACUGUGGCAAUUUAUCCUUCAUGUUGUAC
Molecule: messenger RNA, 1161 nt
Organism: Branchiostoma belcheri (Belcher's lancelet)
Lineage: Eukaryota; Metazoa; Chordata; Leptocardii; Amphioxiformes; Branchiostomatidae
Product: kin of IRRE-like protein 1
Exons: 9
Coding region: 1-1068 (355 amino acids)
Biological process (GO): cell surface receptor signaling pathway; immune response; positive regulation of T cell proliferation
Cellular component (GO): external side of plasma membrane
Source: RefSeq, a predicted model, not a curated record